This is a messenger RNA of Triticum turgidum subsp. durum (durum wheat), 1038 nucleotides long. NCBI's taxonomy places the organism in Eukaryota, Viridiplantae, Streptophyta, Magnoliopsida, Poales, Poaceae. The record is from the annotation of a GenBank genome assembly.
AUGGAGGAAGAGAAGGCGGCGGCGUACUACGACGAGCUCAACCGCAAGGGCGAGGGCGCCCGCCGCUUCAAGCAGGGUCUCGGCUUCUCCUCCGACGAUCCCCAACCUGCCUCCUUCCCAUCCAAGCCCUCCACCACCUCCUCCUCCUCGUUCCUCUCCGGCUUCGUCCGCGCCGGCGCCACCCCCACCCCCACCAGGCCGUCUCUGCCUCCCGAGGCCCCGCCCCGCCAGCGCCGUCGCUCUCGCUCGCCCUCCCCAUCCCGUCCUCGGCCGCGGUCGAGGUCCCCGUCUCGCUCGCGCCGGCGCCGGUCAAGGUCUAGGUCCCGGUCGAGGGAGCGGAGGCGCCGGUCGAGGUCGAGGGAGAGGGGGGACCGCAGGGCGUCGCACCACCGGCCUAGGUCGAGGUCGCGCUCGCCGUUUCGCCGGAGUGGCAGGAGCUCACAUGCCGAAGGCCGGCGUGACAGGCAUGGGGAUCGGCGGCGCGACGACGGCGGCCAGAGCCGUCAUAGCUCGAAGGGGCGCGGCGGUACGGAUGGCGGUAAAGUGGACUACUCAAGGCUCAUUGAAGGAUACGAUAGGAUGACUCCUGCUGAGAGAGUCAAAGCAAAAAUGAAGCUUCAGCUUUCAGAGACAGCUUCGAAGGAUUCCACCCUCGGAACUGCCACUGUGAGUUGGGGGAGGUUUGAAUUCAACAAAGAUGCUCCACUUGAUGAAGAUGACAAUGAUGUUGAAGUUGCUAAUGAUGAUGCUACACUGGUUAAGCACAUAGGGAAGAGCUUCCGACUUUCUACGGUGGAGUCAAAGAAUGAGAACAUAGUCAGAGAUGCACAUGAUGAGGCUAUGUUUGGUGUACCUAUGUCUUCGAAUGUUGAUACGGAAACAUCUGAGGAUGAGCUUAAAACCAAUGGUGAAGGCAAGAAAGCUGAAGAUGUUGAAGCUCAACCUAGCAGUUCCCUCAUUAGCGAUGAAGUUCUGGCAAUGCAAAAGAUGUCAUGGAGAGAAAGGAUGGAGAAGCUGCGGCAGAAUUCAAAUACAUGA